Camelina sativa (false flax) is the source of this 576-nucleotide messenger RNA. RefSeq lists its product as uncharacterized. The record is from RefSeq and is a predicted model, not a curated record. Lineage: Eukaryota; Viridiplantae; Streptophyta; Magnoliopsida; Brassicales; Brassicaceae.
AUGGACACCUUCGCCCUGAUACCACCUUACCAGAAAUUCUUGAAGGAUGCAAUGAUGGAAAGGAUCAAACAAGUUCAAGGAAUGUUCAUACUCAGUCAUGAGUGUAGUGCUGUCAUCCAAAGAACAAUCGCUCCCAAGAAGCUGAGCGACCCGAGAUCAUUUACCUUAACUUGCUGUAUUGGACCAUUGACAUUCGGAAGAUGCCUUUGUGAUUUGGGAGCAUCAGUCAGCCUAAUGUCACUAAUUGUAGCCAAACGACUUGGAUUCGAGAAGUUCAAGCCCACCGACAUACAAUUAGUCCUAACAGACAGAACUACAAGGAUGCCAUAUCGAGUGUUAGAAGACUUGCCGGUCAAAGUAGGAUUUGUGGAAGUACCAACCGACUUCGUUGUUUUGGAGAUGGAUGUAGAACCGAAGGACCCUCUGAUUUUGGGACGACUAUUUUUAGCCACCGCAGGAGCAAUGAUAGAUGUGAGGAACGAGAAGAUUGAUUUGAACCUUGGUGAGGAUUUCACUAUGCAGUUCGACAUCCGGGGAACAAUGAAAAAACCCACAAUCGUGGGGAAAACCUUCUAG